This is a messenger RNA of Pararge aegeria (speckled wood butterfly), 3849 nucleotides long. RefSeq lists its product as uncharacterized. Gene Ontology annotation, biological process: DNA integration. The record is from RefSeq and is a predicted model, not a curated record. Gene Ontology annotation, molecular function: zinc ion binding; nucleic acid binding. Lineage: Eukaryota; Metazoa; Arthropoda; Insecta; Lepidoptera; Nymphalidae. The transcript has a single exon. Bases 1 to 3849 code for a protein of 1282 amino acids.
AUGUUAGGCGAAUUUAACCUUAGUUCGGGGACGUGGACAACGUACAUUGAAAGGAUGGAGCAAUAUUUUCUGGCAAACGAUGUAAAAGUUAAUUUACAAGUGCCUACUUUGCUCGCCUGUGUCGGUGACGCAACAUACGAGCUAAUGGUGGAUUUGUGUUCGCCGAGGAAGCCCGGCGAGAUGAAAUUCAGUGAACUCGUCCAACUGGUUAAAAAGCACAUCCAGCCUACGCCAUCUAUUCUCGCUGAGAGAUAUAAAUUUCGGAAACGAACACAGACUGUGAACGAAACGGUUGCCCAGUUUGCAGCAGCUUUGAAACAUUUGGAUAGAGAUUGUGAAUUUAAAGAUAACCUUGAAGAGAAUUUACGAGACCAGUUCGUAUGUGGCUUGUCAAGUGAAUCUACGCGGCAAAGAUUGUUCUGCGAGGACAGCGUGACCUUCACGGUAGCCUUCAAAAAGGCUGUGGCGCUGGAGGCGGCGGCUAAUGACGCGGUGGUAGUCGAGCAACGGCCAGCAGAGGGCGCGGUGCACGCGGUACAAGCGCGUGGCGCGCGGGCAGCUGUGGCCGUCAGGGGCGCAGCUCCACGAUGGCGCGGCGAGGCUUCGAGCAGCAGGGUCCGGUAUUCCGGUUAUACUAAUAAUAGGAAUCGUCCAAUGAAUCUAUUGUGUGCGUGUUGUGGGAGCAGAGAACACACCAGACUAACAUGUAAAUAUGCAGAUUGGACCUGUAGAAUCUGUCUGAAACCCGGACACCUGAAGCGGGUCUGUCCAAAUGUAAGCAAGAAACCAGAGGGUCAGGUUCUUCGAUUGGAUACGGCGCGAUCGGGAGUGCUGAAUGGAUGUGAUGACAUCAGCAGUGAACAUGCGAGCUCGGCCGGGGAGUAUGAUGACGAGGGGACCGGCGGGCCCAGUGGAUUAUACAUGGUGCAGCUUACGGGGAGUGAGCCCGUCAUGGCCGAGGUUACCGUGGCGAAGAGACGGCUGGCUAUGCAUGUGGAUACCGGUUCGCCUAUAUCGUGUAUAGGCAACAAAAUGUAUACGGAACUGUUUUCGGAUUACCGGUUACAAGAUAACAGUUAUAAGUUAAAGAGUUACGACGGAAGCGUUAUUAAGUGUAUCGGCUAUAUUAAAGUGCCAGUGAGUUACGGUCCUAUCAGUGAAAAUCUAAAUUUAUAUAUUAUACAAAACGGAGGGGUACCCCUGCUAGGUCGUGAAUGGCUUACAAAGUUGUCUUUGAGUGUAAUAGUGCCAAAAUCGGUCCUAGCCAUCAAUAAUGAUAAACGUGAUGACGUCGGGGGCGUAUUCGAUAAGACUAGGUUCAUAAGUAAGUACCCGGCAGUGUUCAGCGGCAAGCUGGGCUGCCUGCGCAGCCAACGCGCCACGUUGCGCGUGCGCGCCGGCGCGGCGCCAGUGUUUCGCCGCGCACGCCCUCUGCCGCUGGCACUGCGCGCGGACGUCGACGCCGAGCUACAGCGCAUGCAGGCCGCAGGUAUCAUACAGCCCGUACCCUCCUCAGACUGGGCCUCGUGUUUGGUAGUUGUGCUCAAAAAUAAUGGCGCUUUAAGGAUUUGUGGCGAUUACAAAAGUACGAUCAAUCCUGUGCUAGAAAUUGAUAAAUAUCCGCUUCCUAGGUCCGAGGUAUUAUUCAAUAACUUAAACGGUGGCAAAAGAUUUACUAAGAUCGAUUUAUCUGAGGCGUAUAGCCAAGUAACCUUAGAUGAAUCAAAGAAAUAUACAGUUGUUAACACCCACCGGGGACUAUAUGUUUACAAUAGACUAGUAUACGGGUUAGCCUCGGCUCCGUCCAUUUUCCAGCGCAUUAUGGAGCAAUUGGUGGUAGGUAUUCCUAACGUAUCUAUAUUUUUAGAUGACAUUCUCAUUACCGGUAAAACGGAGCACGAACAUGUUAGAAAUUUACAUUCCGUUUUUGAAAGAUUAGCAAAGGAGGGGCUCACCGUGCGGCAAGAAAAAUGUAAUUUUUUUGAAAAGGAAGUAAGCUACUUGGGUUUUAUCAUAUCGGAACACGGGGUUAGGACCGACGAUAGAAAGACCGAAGGUUUUGUUGGAUUUGGACCGGGGUUUGUUUUGGUGCAUUAUGACGAGCGGCUCCCGCUUAUCGUGUCGUGCGACGCGAGCGCGCGGGGGGUGGGUGCCGUGUUGUCGCAGCGCGGGGAGGGAGGCGAGCGGCCGGUGUCGUACGCGUCGCGUACGCUGAACUCCGCGGAGUGUAAUUAUAGUCAAAUCCAACGCGAAGCGCUGGCGAUUAUAUUCGCGGUAAAAAAAUUCCAUACCUACCUGUAUGGACGGAGGUUUGUUUUGCGCAUCGACCAUCAGCCUUUGAUAGCUAUUUUCGGGUCUAAAAAGGAUAUCCCUCAUAUGGCUUCCGGGCGGUUAAUCCGAUGGGCUAUUUUACUGUCCGGUUAUCAGUACGAUAUCGAAUACGUACAAUCGAAGGCAAACAGCGCCGACGCGUUAUCUAGAUUACCUAUCGAUACAGGAGAAGAGAAUAACGAUGCAAAUACAUUUAUUAAAUUCAUAGAAAACAAAUUUCCGAUUGACUCGAACCAAAUUAAAAUUGAAUCGGGAAAGGAUAAAUGCAUAUCUCGGAUUUUAGAGUUUGUUAAGACCGGCUGGCCCAAGUCAGGCUUUAAGGAACCGGACCAAGAAAUGACCGCAAACUGGCGGCGUCGCGAGGAGCUGUAUGUGGAGAACGGGUGUCUGAUGUGGGGGUGUAGAGUGGUUGUGCCGCGUGCACUUCGGCCAGCGGUUUUGGCUGAGCUGCAUGGCUCCCAUCUCGGGAUGGUCAAAUGUAAAGGACUGGCUCGCAGUUUUGUGUUUUGGCCGGGGUUGGAUAAUGACCUGGAGCGAAUGUGCUCAGCAUGUCGCACGUGUGGAGAGGUUGCGGAUUUGCCACCAAAAGCGCCGGUAGUUCCGUGGUCGUGGCCGUCUAAUCCAUUUGAUAGGGUUCACAUUGAUUUUUUUUCAUUUAGAAAUAUUACGUAUCUGAUUUUGGUUGACGCUUACUCGAAAUGGAUAGAAGUUAGCCCUAUGUCCACGACGACCGCUUCGAACACGAUUUUGAAGUUAAAGGAGAUAUUUUCGCGAUUCGGAAUUUGUCGCGUCCUUGUUAGUGAUAAUGGCCCCCCGUUUUCCAGCGAGGAAUUUAAGCUAUUUUUGAAAAACAAUGGGAUCAAACAUGUCACCUCCGCCCCGUAUCACCCCGCUUCGAACGGAGAAGUUGAAAACGCAGUUCGAACGGUUAAAAGAUCCUUAAAGAAGGCGGACGUCGAGAAAAUUUGUAUUUUUAGUUUUUUACAUAGAUUUCUUCUGGAUUAUCGUAAUAGUAUUCACGGCACAACAGGAGAUACACCUGCGAGAUUGGUGUUCGGGCGGCACCUUAGAUCGCGAUUAGACUUACUAAAAUCGGGAAUCGUAGAAUCCGUUUCAGAUCGCUUACAGCAAAGGGCGCUUGCUAAAGGGGGAACUUUUAGAUGUUGGGUAGAAGGGGAUAAAGUAUGGGCUAAAGAUUUUCGUAAGAAUAAAAGUUGGUGUUCUGCGAUCAUUAUAGGUAGGAAAGGUCAGAAUAUGUACGAGGUCGAGACUGUGGAGGGUUUGCGUUGGAAUCGGCACACUGAUCAAUUGCGUUCUAACUCGGCGGUUGACGAUCGAGACACGAGUACACGGGAUGGACAGCCGACAGUAUCUGCUCAGGCAGCUUUAGCUGACUAUACCAUCGCGGGUAAUGGUUAUAGCGCUAUGGAUGUUGAUGUUGGCGAAUCUCAUAUUGUAACGUCACCCGUUCCGAAUAAACGUGACCGACGACCACCAGAUCGUUUUGGCUAUGAUUAA